AAACGCUGCACAGCUUGUGCGCAAUCGGAACGGCAAGCUAACAGAUAUCGGGGAAGAAACAGAAGCAAACGGAGAAGGAAAGCAGAAAGUUGCGGUCCGUUUAAUCACAGCAGUGAACUGAUAGGAAAGAAUCGGACUCCGCUGGCGUUCAACCACACCUCUUCCCUCCCUCUACAUUCUCUCUUUCGUAAAGAGAGAAAAAAGAAAAUGUUCCGUCCGAUUCCAGAUCUGCAGUAAAGUAUACCAGUUGAGUGUGUUAAACGGAGCCCACAGGGGAAAUUUAGCAGUAGGACCAAGAAGACGAACAAAAAAUUAAAUAAACGUAAAUCGUUUGCGCAUUUCAGGGAUAAAAGGACACACAUUGGAGCCGUUUAAACAGGUGCAGUGCCACUUAGAUAACGGUCAAAUACGCUUCCUGAUGGAGAUCUCAGAUGUGCCAGUCGGUCUCAGAGAUUCGAAGCAAAUGCGUUGGUACAACGAGACUCUCCUGCAGACCAACUUCAGUGUGUAUAACGAGACAGACGCCUUUCUGCCAACAAGCGUGAAGAUCACCAUUGUUGUGGUCUACAUGAUUGUUUGCAUGGUGGGGCUCAUUGGAAACUGUCUGGUCAUGUACGUCAUCAUCAGGUACACUAAGAUGAAGACUGCCACUAACAUUUACAUCUUCAAUCUGGCACUGGCAGACUUUCUUGUUUUGGCCACACUGCCGUUCCAGGGAACAGAUGUCUUCCUUGGAUUCUGGCCGUUUGGGAACAUCCUGUGCAAGAUGGUCAUCUCCAUUGACUACUACAACAUGUUUACCAGCACAUUCACCCUCACCAUGAUGAGUGUGGACCGAUACAUAGCUGUGUGUCAUCCAGUCAAGGCACUGGACAUGCGUACGCCACACAAGGCCAAAGUCAUCAACAUCUGUAUCUGGAUCCUGGCUUCUGCCAUUGGGGUGCCUGCCAUGGUAGUUGGGGAUGUGGAGGUAGAAGUUACUGGUAUUGAGUGCAUCGUCGUACUUCCCGACCCACGCAGCUACUGGGAUCUCGUGUUUGGGAUUUGUGUGUUUCUCUUUUCUUUCCUCAUUCCUGUGGCCAUCAUCAGCAUCUGCUACAGCCUGAUGGUUAAGCGGCUUCGCAGCGUACGCAUCCUGUCUGGUUCCAAAGAGAAGGACCGCAACCUGCGACGCAUCACACGCAUGGUUCUGGUGGUGGUCGUUGUCUUUGUGGUAUGCUGGACCCCUGUCCAGAUCAUGGCACUGGCUCAGUCCCUGGGGGUCAACCUGGGGAGCAUGCUCACCGUGGUCCUCAUGCACUUCAGCAUCGCCCUGGGGUACGUAAACAGCAGCCUCAACCCGGUCCUGUACGCCUUCCUUGACGAGAACUUCAAGCGCUGCUUCCGUGAAUUCUGCUACCCCUCUGCCUUCCGGCUUGACGGGCAACAGUCGGGUCGCAUGCGGAGCAUCGCCCGGGAUGUGCCGUACAAUAGCAAGGCUGUGGAUGGUAACAUUAACCCUGCCUGACUAGGCGUGGAGCUGCCGCUGGUCAGCACGGAGCUCUCCAAGCCAGGCAACUCUAACACUGAACUCACCCAGAUAACAGCUCUGUAGCAUUAUAGGUGUCCCCACACAUGCCUAAUUGGGGACCAGAUAUUUAUGCUGACACAUUUUUUGGGAUUAAGGGGCUUUUUACCAAAUGUCUUUGGUUUGUGUACUUAUCUAAUUUACCUGUUUCCUUAUGAUUGCUCUCAGACAAAAAGAGAAAAAAUGAAUUACUUUCCAUUGCCUUAAAUUCUAUAUAAUUGCUUAUAUUUGACUUUUGACAGGUGUUAUUGUCAAUUUUAGUGCAUAAAUUGAUUUCUUUUUGCUAUCUAAAAAUAAAAAUUAACUGAGUGUCUAACUAAGCUUUUAGAUUGGCAAAAUAGUAAAGAAUUGUCUAUGCUCCUGUAAUUCUGUUAAACAGUAAAGAUAUGUUGUAUUAUAUUGUUUUAUAUUAUGCUUCAAAAUAGUGUUGUAUCAUACAGAUGCAUAGAUAUUAUGCACAUAGUUUGGUAAUUUAUAUAAAUUAUUACUGUGUAUUUAAACUGUAUUCCAUCUGUAACUCAGACCUGUAUAUUCUGAGUUAUGUUUAAUGCCGGAGGUACUGCUUAUCACUAUUACAGUUUACAUUUUCAAACUAUUUAGUGAUUUCUGUAUGUAUGUGAAUAUAUUUUAUAUAUAUGUACACACUAUUCAUCCAUCCAUUGUCUAUCUUUGGCGGGCUUGUGGAAUAUACACACGUUAGUCAAUUUUAUAUUUCAGUUAUGUGUACAUAUGUGAACUAGUACAUCAUUAUGUAUAUAAUGAAAGAUGAAUAAUGGCUUACGGUGUAACAUAAUUAGUUCUGUCUUAUAUAUUAUGUAUAGAUGCAUUUAUUUUGUUUUAUUCUUUGGUUAUUUUAUUGGUUAGCUGUUUGGUUGAAUUUGCUUACAUAUCUGUCUGUAUUUUACAUGUUCCUCAAACAAUGGUAGAUCCUUUAUAUGUAGCCUUCUUUGUUGAUUUCUGUCCAUUUUAUGUAACAACAUUUAAUGUUGGAUGUCUUUCAUUGCUUUAAAUGCUGAUAACUGUAUUGACAUGCAGAAUGCAAAAAAAAAUCAUUGAAAAAUAAUUUUAAAUAUAAAUAGAAAUAACUACAUCCAUCUUACUGUAUAUACUAUUCAGCAAUUCAUACAUGUAAUACAUCAAGGCUUUUAUCUUGAAAUUGUCAUGCUGUUUAGAAUUACUCAAGCAAACUUCAUCAAAUAUGCAGUUGGUUCCACCCCCAUUCAUAUCUACACGGGCCCCCCUGUAGGCUUCUGUAUUUGAGUUAAUUGAUUGCCUUACUUUUCAUUUACCUUCUAUUACAUUAGUUUCACAGCAUUUUAUGGAACACAUUGAUACAUUCUCAAAUGAAAAACCUCAAACAUGACUCUUAUAGAAUUCACUGCUAUGUAAUAUGCUUACCUUCAGGGCCAGAUAUCCUACUUUUUGUGAUCAGCUCUUUAUUAAUUCUCAUAUUUACAGUAAUUUACAACAUAUAAGUACAAAUGAGACCAAUACAGAGGAAUAUAAAAAUCCAAAGAAUAGAAAAAGAGAAAACAGUAUGGAAUGAUGAACCAGCCGGGCAUGACUGGAAUAGUAGCGGUUUACAAGAAUCGAGCUAUUAGUGACUGUUUGAUGGGCCAGUAAUAGAUUUUUAAGUGCAAUUACUAUAGCUGGUUUAGCUUCAUUUAUUACCAUAGUCCUUCGUUUGAGUGAGACUAUAUGUAAAUCGGGGUUAACCAGGUGCCCAAAAUAGUAUUUUGCAGUCAUUAGACCAGCAAAAAUGCACGUUUUGAGGUACAGGAAUAGAAUCCUGGUUUUUAUGAAUGUUUGUAAUAUUACAAGGAAUUGUGAAUCAUAGCUUGUUGAAUUUGCUUAGUACAAUUCCGAGCAUAAUUUUGUCGCUGAAAAUUAAAAUCUUAAAAUGUAAAAUAAACAAAAUGCUUUAGGUCAUAUAACUCCAUUGCUUAGUGUAUUUUUUUCUUUUUAAUAAUUUAAAUGUUUGAUCUAAUGUCUGAUAUGACACAAAAGGCAUCUUGUCAUCGCUGAUAGUUAUUGGGUUGAUUACUGUAAUUACACUCAUAAACAUUAACAUUACAAAUUAGGAAUGUUUUUAAGGGAAUCAUUGCUUCAAACUUUUAUAUUCCCAUGAAUUAAUGAGAACAUGGCUUUUCCAAACAAGCAUGAAAGACAUUUCGGUUUCUCAUUUUCAAAUUCCCAAAUAUCAGUACUGUCUGGAUCUGAAAACUAACAAAAAACAACUCUGGUAACGAUAAUGUGAGUGCAAAGAACAUGGUGACAUUUAAUAGUCGUAAAAGGAAGGUUUUUAGGGUGACCUGUAAGUUUAUUCAAGUCACAUCAGUGCUUUCAAUACGGGAUCUGAGGCAGAAAACGUGGAAAAGCAAAACCACUUAAAAUACGGAUCCCCCUCAUGUCGAUAAGCUACGCGUGUCAGUCGGAGAGUGAUGCCCUUGCAUAUUUACAGCUAUUCCUAUACUGUAUAGCAAUACCUCUGUGCAGAAAAGAAAAUUACAUAUUAGUAAUAAAUAUAUUUGUUUCUGCUUAUAAUCAAAAUAAUACACCGAAUUCAUCCAAUGGGGAACAGAAAUAGCGAGAGAGCCUUGAGGAAUGUGUCCCUGCAUUUAUCGCAACCUGCCCCUUGGGAAUGAUGCCUAGUAUACAUUGAAUCCCUGUCAGGCCCUUUUUUGUCCACUUGAAUUCAUUUUCCUUAUUACUUUCCAAACAGCUCUAACAGAAAAUGUCAGCUUAUUAACUCCUCUAACAGUUAUGAGUCCUCUUAUUAUCUUCUAGUUAUACUUUCUUUUCAAGAGUUGUCAGCUAUUUUUGCUGCUUUAGUUAUCAGUUCUGUACAAGGGUGACCUGCUUUAAAUAUGUGUAGCUGAGCAGACAUGUGGGAAUUACUUAUUUGAACCUAAAAAUUGGAACUGGAAAAGAUCCUGGUUGGAAUCAGAAAAUGCCAAAACUGCCAAAAUGUGUUAUAAACAUGUUAUAAGCCCAGAUACUGAGGCAUCAUAACCUGUAUUCAAAUGCAAGCCAAGCAACAAUUGAUUGCAGCAAUGAGCUCUAUCUGCAUUGUAACAAAUAUAAAAAUACAUAAAACAAUGAAAGUUAACAUUAAAUAUGAUACUGCACUUCAAUUUUAAAUCUGUUAUCAUAGAACAUCCACGAAUCAAUAAACCAUUUUCAUAUUUUACUUUUAACAUUAUUAUGUCAUUGAAGUACUGCUCUUUUAAUAUAUCUUGUACAAAUAGCAAAGUUUGACUGUUAAAACUUGAACAUUUUUUAUUAUUUUACCAACAUUUUUACUGAUACAUUGCAAAAUUGUAAUUUUUUUCUUAUGUAGGUUUAUAUAUAAAUAGGUUUUGGACCUACCCUGUUUUCAGUGAUAUGUGACGGCUCUGAUGCUGCCGAUCUAAUCAUUCAUUUUUGGGUGAUUUGAACAUGACUGUCAGUGUUGCACCCUCUCCCAAUAACAUCAGCUGCAAGGACUGUGCUACAAUGUCCUUGGACAUCUUAUGAAAUGACAAAAUACUUUUAAUCCACUAGGGAAUUCAGUUCCUAAUCUUAGAAGUACACAUUUCACCCAGUACUGGCUGUUUUAUGUAUUAGUUCUUUUGUUGUUGUUGUUUGGAAGUUGGUCUACUGAACGAUUUGUGUAUUGGUGGUUCCUUCACUUUCAUUUGAACAGCUUGGUCUCUCAUCCAACAAAGCGUUUCGGAAACUCUUCUGGCAUGAUCAUUAAUGCCUGUUGGACUCAUCUCACGCUUACUGGGUCUCCUUUAAAAAAAUUUGUCUCUUCAGUCAUCAUACAUAUUCACAUAGCCAGUGCAUGGGCAUAGAAAUCACUGCAGAAUUGUAGCAGGACACUUUGAGUACAACAUGCUUGUUUCUUCAAAGCUUCAUUCCAGCAAAUUCAGUUCCAAGCCAUCACCACGAGAAUAUGAAUAAAUCGCAUCAUUCAUAUUAUCUUUUGUAUUGAAUAGAUGUAAACCUACUGUUGGCACACAAUGACACCAUAUCUGUACAUGUACAAAGCUUUUUAAGUACUGGAAGCUACAAUCUGAUGCUUUAUACAACUUUAUUGUGAGUAUUCCCCACCUUAUUAAACUACUGUAAAGUCUCUUUAAUGCCACUCACUGCAGGCCUCCUGCCUUUAAUAUUCCAAGCAGGAUUCUUGGCCAUUUUCCUCCUGGCUGUACAGUAUAGAAUGUGACACUGAAAAUCAUAUGCGGUCAUAGGAUAAUGAAAACUUCGGGUCACGUUAUGUUUAAAUAUUUGCUCAUUAAAAGUUAUCUUAAGUAUGACCCCAUGUCCUUUCUCUGUUAGUCCCCGUCACUAUUUAUGUAAUAACAUUAGUCUUCUGUAAUACUUCUAUGUUUUCUGAGUGCACCUUAAUUGUCACGCCCCGCAUGCCUUUUCCCCGUGUUCUCCAUGGUGUGGCGCUAACGAGCCAUACCUGUUCCUCAUUUAACCCUGCCUUUUGAUUCAGCCCUCGUGUGGAUGAUCCUAGGUGCCUCUCGUCUGCUCCUCAUCUGUAGUGUAUAUAGUGCUUCCUCAUCCUGAGCUCUUCA
Messenger RNA from Brienomyrus brachyistius, 6135 nucleotides. It is a transcript of the gene oprl1, whose product is annotated as opiate receptor-like 1. The record is from RefSeq and is a predicted model, not a curated record. The transcript is spliced from 4 exons. Gene Ontology annotation, cellular component: membrane; neuron projection. Gene Ontology annotation, biological process: sensory perception of pain; neuropeptide signaling pathway. Gene Ontology annotation, molecular function: neuropeptide binding; nociceptin receptor activity. The coding region runs from base 419 to 1507 and encodes 362 amino acids. Lineage: Eukaryota; Metazoa; Chordata; Actinopteri; Osteoglossiformes; Mormyridae.